UACGCAAAGAUUUGAAGGUUUAACAACCAAAAUAAUAUAAAUAUAAAAAUUUAUAGAGAAAAAUAAAAGAAUCCCAAAACUUUAAAUUUUUAAAAGAAAAGAGAAACACUACCUAAAAAGAAGUCAACCUUGGUUUUGUGUGUAUAGAUAAUCUUCUUCUUGAAUCUUCUUUUUUUCUCUCCAAUUAAGGAGCUUCUUCUCCUUCUUUCUUCUGUGUGUGGAGCUUCUGGUUCAAAAGAAUUAUGAGAAGAAUUUUGAAUCCUCUUGUGGGAAGAAGCUUCAAGUCCUCUGAUUUCAGACGUCUGGUCCAAUCCGCUUUUACUCGCCUCCGAGCGCUGAAAAACCAUCACCAUCGGAGAUACUCCGAAGGUCGUGACGACGUCGUUCGUCUCCUUCAAGAUGGCCUUUCCGGCCUUGCUCUCUCUCGUUGCGAGGAAAUGAUUGAACAUCAAAAUCUUUUGGAUGCUUAUGGUAUGAUUGAAGGAUAUCUCAAUCUCUUGAUGGAAAGCAUCUACCUCCUUGGACGUGGAAGAGAAUGUCCAGAUGAAUUGAAGGAGGCAGUGUCAAGUGUAGUAUUUGCAUCUUCAAGAUGGAAGGAUUUUUCCGAACUUGAAGACAUUAAAUCAAUAUUGACGUCUCAAUUUGGCAAAGAAUUUACUGGUCGUGCUGUUGAAUUACGCAACAACAAUAGUGUAAAUGAUUCGAUAAUGCAAAAGUUAUCUACAAGGAAGCCAAAUAUGGAUAGUAAAAUGAAUCUUCUUAAAGUCAUUGCUUCUGAUAAUGGUAUUACUUUGCAACUCAACGAAGAGGAUGCACUAUGUAGUUCGAUUCAAACUAGAAAGCGAAGCAGGCAACAAAACCGAAGUGAGACUUUGGCCACAAACUCCUAUCAAACCCGCAGCUCAAGUCGCAAACACAGACGUUGAUAUAUUUAUGGAAUUACUAUAUUUUUGUAAUAUUAAUAGUCUAUCUAUUUUGAGGUUUAACGCUCUAUGAAUUUCUCAA
Messenger RNA from Benincasa hispida (wax gourd), 1005 nucleotides. RefSeq lists its product as uncharacterized. Gene Ontology annotation, biological process: protein transport. Lineage: Eukaryota; Viridiplantae; Streptophyta; Magnoliopsida; Cucurbitales; Cucurbitaceae. The record is from RefSeq and is a predicted model, not a curated record.